This is a messenger RNA of Stomoxys calcitrans (stable fly), 744 nucleotides long. RefSeq lists its product as uncharacterized. Lineage: Eukaryota; Metazoa; Arthropoda; Insecta; Diptera; Muscidae. The transcript is spliced from 2 exons. The record is from RefSeq and is a predicted model, not a curated record. Bases 1 to 744 code for a protein of 247 amino acids.
AUGCGUUCCUUCAUUGUCUUGUGCUUGCUGGCUGUGGCUUGUGCCGAAGAGGGUUACAACUAUCCACCUGCUGGUCAUUCCGGCGGUGCUGCAGCAGCUGCUUCCUAUGCCCCUGCUGCUGGUCAUUCUGGUGGUGCUGGAGCAGCUCCCUAUGCUCCAGCCUCAGGCCCAGCUGGUGUCUCUGGCUAUGCUGGCAACAAUGGCGGUGUCAACUAUAAUGCUCCCUCUUCUUCGUACUCCGCUCCAGCUGAGGUACAAAAAGAAUUCUACACCUUCACUGCUCCCGAGAAUGAGUUCGAUGAUGCCAAUGCUGCCCAACGUCUGGCCGGUAGCAUAAAGCAAGGACUCCGUGUCAUCUUCAUCAAGGGUCCCGAAAACAAAGGUCUCGAAGAUGCCGCCUUGGCUUUGGCCAAACAAGCUGCCCAACAAAAGACAGCCAUCUAUGUGCUCAACAAACAAGCUGACAUCGGAGACUUGGCCAACAAACUUAACUCCAUCAGCAGCAGUGGCAACAACAAACCCGAAGUUCACUUUGUCAAGUAUCGCACUGCUGCUGAUGCUGUCAAUGCCCAGCGUACCAUUCAAGAUCAAUACAAUUCCUUGGGUGGCAAUUCGCACAAUAUCAAUGGUGGUGUGGCUCCUGUCCUCAACUUUGCUUCUCAAGCUCCAGUCCGUGCUGGCGCUGCUCCGCAAGCACCUCAAAACACCUAUUUGCCAUCGACGGUAUUACGCUCUCGUUCCUAA